GUAAGUGUUAUAGAGGAAUGGCCUGAAGCCAUGAUCAAAGAAGCCUAUGUUAAUUAAGUUGUUUGACAUUAUACUUUUCUACAAUUAUUACUGUUCCAACCUCCGAAGUAAAUAGACCUAAACUACAACUAGUCUUUAAUUCAUUGGAGUUGUGACAAUUGGCGACGAGAAGUUACUCAGGAGAAUCCAGAUCAACCUCGUUUGAAGAUGUCCAACCAGGAUUUGAAGGACGCAAUUCUCCGGCUCACCGAGCUGGUAGCAAGUCAGCAACAACAGAUAUCAUUGCUCAACCGGGCCGGUCAAGUCAACCAACCGGGAAGUGAGAGGAUUAUCGAAACGCUGGCCACGGGAAUUGAAGAUUUCUAUUACGAUCCUGACGGUGGAGUAUUUUUCGACGCUUGGUAUGCCCGUUACGAAGACGUUUUCAAGGUCGACGGCAAGAAUCUGGACGAUCCGGCGAAGGUGAGGCUACUCUUGAGGAAGAUUGGCACCAAGUUCCAUGAGCGGUACGUCAACAGUAUCCUGCCCAAGCAUCCUCGCGAUUUUGGCCUGGACGAAACGGUGAACAAACUCAAGAAACUCUACGGCCGACAGACCUCGCUCUUCAACGAUAGAUACCGCUGUCUCCAGUACAUCAAGAACGAUGCCGACGAUUUUUCAAGUUACGCUGCCUCCGUGAACAAGCACUGCGAAGCGUUCCAGCUGUCCAAGCUUUCGGAUGACCAGUUCAAGGCUCUUCGUUUUGUCUGCGGCCUACAGUCUUCACGGGAUGCAGACAUUCGGACACGUUUGAUCAGCAAGCUUGAAGCUGAAGAAACUGCUCCUCCGGCGGAAGGUACGAAGCUGACACUUGAAAACCUUGUCGAGGAGUGCCAUCGGUUCAACAAUUUGAAACAGGACACGAAAAUGAUCGAGAAACCCGUUCCGGAGAAAUCCAUCGUCAACGCCGUUUCAUCGAAGCUUGCGAAAAAGAAGAAACCAAAAUCUCCAUGCUGGCUAUGCGGUGACCUACACUUCGUGAAAGAAUGCUCCUAUCAAGACCAUUUUUGUGGCAAGUGCAAACGGAAGGGGCAUAAAGAGGGAUACUGCUCUACGGCGGAAACGAAAUCCAGACCUGGAAGAAAAUUCGACAAAUCGAAGACGAAAGAGUAUGUGAAGUCUAAAGGAAUUUCGGUGAAGCGUAUCGACCUCCAAGGAAAGAGGAAAUUCGUCACUCUUGGAAUCAACGGAAAUCAGGCGACGCUUCAACUGGAUUGUGCAUCGGAUAUCACGAUUAUCGCUACACCGACCUGGGAAGCAAUCGGGAAACCAGCUAUCGAAGCCUCGGAGAUCGCAGCUAUCAGCGCUUCCGGUGACAGAAUCAACAUCGUUGGCGAAUUCAAGGCCCAGCUUACCAUCAAGAAUUCAACAAACGAAGGUAUUGUCUACGUGUCAUCAAACCCAGAUUUGAAUGUCCUUGGAAUAGACACAAUCGAACUGUUCGAUUUGUGGGCUGUACCCUUCAAUUCGCUGGUGAACGCUGUCCAUCAAAAGCCGCAAGACACCGUUGAGAAACUCCGUUUGAAGUUCCCCGAAGUGUUCCAGAGCUCACUUGGUAAGUGCACAAAAGCAAAAGUGAAACUAUACCUGAAACCCGAUGCCCGUCCAGUGUACUGUCCAAAACGACCAGUCGCAUAUGCAGCACUUCCAAAGGUUGAUGCCGAACUCCAACGCCUUCAAGACAAGGGAAUAAUCUCUCCAGUGAAGUUUUCCGACUGGGCCACACCGAUAGUCGUGGUCCGGAAAUCUGACAACGUGUCCGUUCGAAUUUGUGGCGAUUACUCUACCGGACUGAACAAUGCGCUAGAAUCAGAUGGACACCCACUUCCGCACCCUGACGAUAUUUUCGCUGAUCUUGCAGGCUGCCGAUAUUUUUCCCAACUCGAUCUUUCGGAUGCGUACCUGCAAGUCGAGGUUGAGGAGGAAUCGCAAAAGUACCUGACCAUCAACACUCAUCGAGGACUGUUCAAAUACAACCGCUUGCCACCUGGAAUCAAGUCCGCCCCCGGUGCAUUUCAACGAAUCAUCGAUAGCAUGGUCGCCGGCAUUCCAGGAGUUAAACCGUAUCUGGAUGACAUCAUGAUUGCCGGUAGGACUAAGGAGGAACAUGACCAACGUCUCAAUGAUGUUCUGGAAAGGAUCAAGGCAUACGGAUUUCAUUUGAGGAUGGAUAAAUGUCGCUUUGGUCUCUCACAAAUCAAGUUCCUAGGACACAUCAUCGAUCAAGACGGCUUACGACCAGAUCCAGCGAAGACAAGUGCUAUUUCGCAGAUGCCAGCUCCCAAGAAUGUGUCGCAGCUUCGAUCAUAUCUUGGAGCCAUCAAUUAUUAUGGACGUUUCGUCAAGCAAAUGAAGGAUCUACGAGCACCCAUGGACUACUUGCUGAAGAAGAACGUUAAGUGGGAAUGGACGGAUAGCUGCCAGAAAUCGUUUGAGAAAUUCAAAACGCUGCUGAAAUCAGACCUGUUGCUGACCCAUUUUGACCCAAACAAGGACAUUAUUGUCGCAGGAGAUGCAUCAAAAGAUGGCGUAGGCGCAGUUAUUAUGCAUCGUUUUCCGAACGGAUCAGUGAAGGCUAUUUCGCAUGUUUCAAGAUCUCUCACCGCUGCAGAACAGAAUUACGGACAAAUUGAGAAAGAAGCCCUGGCUCUAGUGUUCGCUGUAACCCGCUUCCAUAAGAUGCUAUUCGGUCGGAAAUUUAUUUUGCAAACGGACCACAAACCGCUACUCAAGGUGUUUGGAAGCAAGAAAGGCAUUCCUGUAUACACUGCCAACCGACUUCAACGUUGGGCUUUAACACUGAUGCUGUACAACUUUGACAUCCAAUUUGUGAAAACUGAAGAAUUCGGACAUGCUGACUUGCUUUCAAGAUUGAUGAAGUGCCAUGAACGAGUCGACGAGGAGUAUGUCAUUGCUUCUAUACAGAUGGAAGCCGAUGUUCAAGCCGUUCUCAGUGAUUCCACAUCAAGUCUACCAGUGACGUCAGAAAUGAUCGCUGCUGAAAGCUCGAAGGAUUCCGCUCUGAAAUCAGUUAUGCUUCACAUAAACGAAGGUUGGCCCGAACAUUCCACGGAGAUUAGUGACGCAGCCGUCCAGCAGUUUUUCACUCGCCGGGACAGUCUUCAGAUCGUCCAAGGAUGCAUCAUGUUCGGAGAUCGAGUUGUUGUUCCUGUUCGUUUUCGGAAACGCAUUCUUCAGCAGCUACAUAGAGGUCACCCAGGAAUGGACCGGAUGAAGUCGCUUGCAAGAAGCUUCGUCUACUGGCCCAAGAUUGAUGAUGACAUCGAAGGACUUGUCCGGUGCUGCAGAUCAUGUGCUGAAGCUGCCAAGUCACCUCGCAAAACGGAUUUGGAAUCGUGGCCUGUUCCAUCGAAGCCGUGGGAGAGAGUGCACAUCGAUUAUGCUGGCCCGAUUGACGGUUUCUACUAUUUUCUGGUAAUCGACGCUUUCUCAAAAUGGCCGGAAAUUUUUCGUACACGAAGCACUACCACAUCAGCGACGCUGGACAUACUACAGGAAAUCUUUGCAAGAUUUGGUAAUCCAAGGACACUCGUUUCGGACAACGGAACGCAAUUUGUUAGCGCCCGUUUCAAGCAGUUUUGUGAUGAAAAUGGAAUAACGCACUUGACAAUUGCACCAUACCAUCCGCAGUCUAAUGGACAGGCUGAGCGCUUCGUAGACACUCUUAAGAGAGGACUCAAGAAGCUUCGAGAAGGAGGAAAAACCACGACGUUUCAGCAUCUUCAAACUUUACUGUCCGUCUACCGGUCGACCCCGAAUCGAAGCGCACCUAAUGGCAAGUCUCCUGCAGAGCUUUUCCUUGGAAGAACUGUCUCUACACCGUUAAAUUUGCUGAAGCCUAGGAGAACUACCUCCGUAGCCGUGAACGACAAGCAAAACAAACAGUUCAAUCGACGUCAUGGGACCGUGAAAAGAGAGUUUUCUGCUGACGAUCUGGUGUAUGCGCAGAUUCACCAUCGAAAUGUGACCACUUGGGUUCCUGGCAAGAUCAUUGAGAGGAAAGGUUCUGUGAACUACAAUGUACUUUUGGACAAUGGUCGUCUUAUCCGCUCUCACACCAACCAAUUGAGAGGACGUCAUCUGGAAACUCAUCUGGAAACUUCCUUCGAAGAUGUCGAUGCAGAUCAUCAGCUACCAUGGACAAUGCUGCUUGAAGAAUUCAAUAUUCCUAUCCCAUGUUCAAUCAACCGCAAUGAUCCAAUCGAUGAACAUCCGCAGAAUCCGGUGGAGGUUCAACAACCAACUGAAGAACUGCCACCUGAAGAUAUACAACCUGAAGAAAUGCUACCUCCGCUAAUUGAAGAAGAUGUUCCUGCAGACAAUGUUGAAGAUAAUGAACCCCAACCUACUAACAACCCGAUACGAAACCGAAGGCUUCCUUCGUGGCUCUCACCAUAUGAUCUUUUCUGAAGGGGGAGAUGUUAUAGAGGAAUGGCCUGAAGCCAUGAUCAAAGAAGCCUAUGUUAAUUAAGUUGUUUGACAUUAUACUUUUCUACAAUUAUUACUGUUCCAACCUCCGAAGUAAAUAGACCUAAACUACAACUAGUCUUUAAUUCAUUGGAGUUGUGACAGUA
Molecule: messenger RNA, 4634 nt
Organism: Aedes albopictus (Asian tiger mosquito)
Lineage: Eukaryota; Metazoa; Arthropoda; Insecta; Diptera; Culicidae
Exons: 1
Coding region: 208-4470 (1420 amino acids)
Biological process (GO): DNA integration
Molecular function (GO): nucleic acid binding
Source: RefSeq, a predicted model, not a curated record